Molecule: messenger RNA, 977 nt
Organism: Mangifera indica (mango)
Lineage: Eukaryota; Viridiplantae; Streptophyta; Magnoliopsida; Sapindales; Anacardiaceae
Product: putative lipoate-protein ligase A
Exons: 4
Coding region: 1-804 (267 amino acids)
Biological process (GO): protein modification process
Cellular component (GO): mitochondrion
Source: RefSeq, a predicted model, not a curated record
AUGACAAUACAGCAAUCUGCAAGAAGACUGGGGCUUCCAAUGAUGAAUCUUGUGAGAUUAAAUGGAACUCCCAUUUUGAAUCAACUGCAUUUGGAGGAAAAGCUGCUGCGAACAUCAUCUGACAAUUGGUGUAUCAUAAAUGAUGGAGCAGAUACUCCAGCCAUUGUCAUGGGGGUCUCUGGGAAGCCUUCAGAACUUCUUGAAGUUGGCUGUGUCUUACAAGAUCAGGUUCCCGUGAUUAGAAGGUUUACUGGGGGAGGUACUGUUAUUGUUGACAGUGGGACUAUUUUUGUCACCUUAAUAUGCAACAAGGAUGCUGUUCCUGGUGUGCAACCAUAUCCCCGUUCUGUCAUGUCUUGGAGUGGUCUGUUGUAUAAUGAAGUGUUUCAAGGGACUGCUGAUUUUCAAUUACGUGAGAAUGAUUAUGUCUUCGGUGAUUGCAAGUUUGGUGGAAAUGCUCAGUCUAUUACCAAAAAUCGAUGGAUACACCACACCUCUUUUCUGUGGGAUUAUGAAGUGAGGAACAUGGCCUACCUUAAACAACCUGCAAGGGCUCCCAAGUACAGAUUGGCACGAGACCACACAGAAUUUAUCUGCCGAAUGAAGGAUUACAUGCCUAGAUCAAUUUUCAUCGAGAAGACUGUUGAAAAAAUUGAAACCUAUUUCUCAGUGCAGCCAGUGAACUUGGAAGCGAUUUGUACAUCAUCCGAAGCGAACUUUGUUCGUUCCACCAGACUUCUUACUAAGCAAGAACUUGAGGAAGCUUGUGAAUCUCAGACACAGAAAAUUGGUGUCAAUGCCUAAGUUUAUGACUGAACAGUUAGUUGGGAAUUGCAGAGGGCUAGCUUCACGCUUGAUUUGUCAUUUCCUUGAGGGAGUAUUUUACUCAAUUCUUGAUAUGGACAUUGUUGUGCUAUUGAACCAUAUUUGGAAACAGGAUUUAUAAUAUUAAUUUUGCUACGUGUGAUACUAUUUUA